Messenger RNA from Spodoptera exigua (beet armyworm), 2442 nucleotides. Lineage: Eukaryota; Metazoa; Arthropoda; Insecta; Lepidoptera; Noctuidae. The record is from the annotation of a GenBank genome assembly.
AUGUUGCGGCGGAUUUAUCCGCUGGUGGUAUUGCUGGUGUUCGCUGAUGUUGUUAUAAAAGCAUCAUGCACGGAGAAAGGGAGUUUGACCUUUGUAAUAGAUGAUACUCUCUCGAUGGAUGAUGACAUAUAUUAUGUCAAACGCAGCAUGGACUGGAUCAUGGACACAGUGUUCAAGAACAACUCAACGAUGAUCAGUAACAUGGUGCUCGUCACAUUCAACAAUUCAGAUGCACGCGUAAGAGUGGUGGCCCAAAACCAAUGUGAUUUUGACAAAGCGUUGAAAGAAGUUUCUGCACACAGUAAAGAUUACCCUGAAGUGCUAUCAAUGACAGGAUUGAUCCUCGCUUUAAAAGAGAGUAAUUACGGCUCCUACAUAUACGUCUUCACCGAUGCUUCAGCCAAAGAUCAUGAUAAUGUUCAUAUUGUCAAACAACUGUGUCAAGAAAAGCAAUCUCAGAUUUCUUUUGUGAUUACCGCCGCAAACAAAACUCUCCACUAUCGAGAUAAAAAGAAGGCCGUUUAUCACGACAUAGCCCAGGCGUGUUCAGGCCUGGCCUAUGAAGUAAACAAACCUGAAGUUUCAGAGAUACUUAAAUCAAUAAGGUAUAUCGUGGGCGGCGAAAACAUUUUAGUUGUUCAAGCCAGUUUUCCAGAUGAUGUUCCUAAACACAAUUAUGUUCAGUUCGAAGUAGAUAAGCUGACUGAAUUCUAUAUCGUCUCUACGGUUGGCAAAAACGUGAAAUUUGCAUGGCAAUCAACAAAGAGGUACAAGGCUUGGUGGGACCUCAAGUCCACAAUCGUUGAUGAAGAGAAUUGUAAAGUUGACAAGAUUGUAAAAAAGACACCUGGCAAGUACACCUUAUCAGUGUUUAGUGAAAAGAAGACCUCACUCAUGCUAGUGGGCAGAUCAGAGUUUAUUUUUAAACAUGGUUUCUCAGAGCUGAAGCCUCAGUCAAUUAACGACACGUUUCUCCAACCAAUAGCUAAUGCAAAAGUCCACUUGUCGAUAUUAGUUUCUGAUAAACACCAACAAGUGGAAAUAACAGAAGCUCAGAUCUUAGGAAUGAACGACAAACAGAUCACACCGAACCUUACUUUGACAAAAGUUUCUAAAGAUUUUUAUGUUACUUCACCCUUAGUUACGCCUACACAAAUGUUCAAAAUAGUGGUGAUUGGGAAAUUGAAUGCAACGGGCCAGAGUAUCAAGCGAUUCACAAAGAUUCCUAUUACGCCAAUAAAAUUACCCGACAAUCAAGCCCUUACAGUGAUGAUUGCUGAAGGCAAAGAAAUGUCUGUAGAAUACAACAGUUCCUUGAAAUUAACUUGCAAAGUAACUGCCUUUCCCAUACCAAAAAUAUCUUGGCUCAACAAACAGGGACAACAUUUAGCUUCUAAUACUUCAAUGAUUGAAUACCCGUACGAGUAUAUAAGCUACCUGGAAAUGCCUGUCGCAAAAGCAGAUAGCUAUAUGUGCUCUGUAAUUAAUGACAUAGGACUGAAAAACUCAUCAAUUAGAGUCGAAGUAAAAGAUCCUUUUACUGUGGUUAAUACUCCUAAGCGUUUGAAAGUGCCAUACGGCAAGUCGGGCGCCUUAAAAUGUGACAUCAAAUCGACACUACCCAUGGAUAUUCAUUGGUAUCAUGUGGAUGAUAUGGCUGGAAUUAAAAAAAAACUAACAGAUUCUAACGACUACUCAAUAUCAGUAGACAAAACCGAACUAACAAUAAUCAAAAUGGAUUUAUAUUUAACUGGAAAGUAUGUAUGCAACGUUUACUUAAAACACAACAAAGAUGUUAAAAAGGAUUUUAGUAAACUAGUUGAAGUAACUGGUUUGGUUGUACCGAAUGUACAAGCACAGAGCAAAGUAACAGUGGUAAAAGGUUCAACCGCUGUCUUAAAAUGCAAUGUUAGUGGAGUACCAAUGCCAAGUAUUGAAUGGCACUACGAAGACAAUUCUGGAUCAAAGGUCACUGUGCGUUCACCAGCUGGGACUGAGAGCACACUUCUUAUUACAAACGCCAAACGGAAUAAUGAAGGUCAAUACAAGUGUUUGGCAGAAAACGUACUAGAUAAAGAUGAAAAGGUUACAACAUUAAUUGUUCAAGAAAAACCACAAUUAGCAGGAGUGGAUGCCAAAAAAGUUAUUCUUGGAAUGCCAGUUGACAUAGAAUGCAGGAUUGUCGAAGGUUGGCCAAAGCCGAACAUAACAUGGUUUAUGGAAAUCUCGGAUAAAAAUUUCACCACUAUUGCCGAAACGGGGGAGGUGAUACAUAUUGCGAAGGCAGAAAACAACCACACAGGUCGCUACAGAUGUGUGGCACAAAACGAAAUUGGAAGUGCAGAACACUUCACGAGCCUAACUGUGGAAUGUACACAUAAUAUCCUUAGGGCCCAAUUACGGGAAUCCCAUAGAUCGCAACAUCGACAACAUCUCGUGUAA